This is a messenger RNA of Funneliformis geosporum, 305 nucleotides long. NCBI's taxonomy places the organism in Eukaryota, Fungi, Glomeromycota, Glomeromycetes, Glomerales, Glomeraceae. The record is from the annotation of a GenBank genome assembly.
UAAUAAGCAUCACAUUAAAGUACGUUGAUAAUAUGACAGGAGAAAGGGACUUACAACUGCUACCCUCUUCACAUCAAAAUGAUGAUGAAAUUUAUGGGAAUAUUUUAGAUGAAAAUUUCUGUGAUCAUUCAACAAAUGCAAAAUUCUUUUCAAAAUAUCAUAAAGGAAAUAAGAAAUUCUCAACUACCUUCAGCAACUCUAAGAAAAUUGAAUAUUAUAUUAGUACAACCUUUUUGGAAAAUAAGAAUGAAGAUCUGAAAGAAUUGCUUAAGUAUUUUGAAAUUGCAGCUAUUGCAAAUAACUGA